Messenger RNA from Paramecium octaurelia, 5132 nucleotides. NCBI's taxonomy places the organism in Eukaryota, Ciliophora, Oligohymenophorea, Peniculida, Parameciidae. The record is from the annotation of a GenBank genome assembly.
AUGCAUCCUCAAUUGCCAAAAAUUCAUGAUAGAUCACUAUAAUAUGGUGAUAAUCCAUUCUAUGUUCCUGAUGAAUAUGAGAUAUACAAAUUGAAAGAGAAAUCAAAAUAGGCAAGAUCUGAAGAAAGACUCAAGUUUUCAAAAUUGAAGAUUCAAGAAAAAAGCAAAAAGUAAAGAGGAUUCUUCACUGUGAGAACCAUAGAUCGUUUGGACAGUGAAGAAUCGUCAUUGGAUUAGGAAGAAUAGGAAAAGAAGUAUCAAAUGAAUAUGAUUUAAGAAAUAUAGUGGAUAUUGCAAAUGAAGCUUUAAAAAAUAGAGUUCGACAAAGAGAACCCAUGUAUUAAUUUUUGGAGAAGAAAAAAGAAAUGCUGUUGUUUUCAAUGCUCAUUGAUUAAAAGAGAGGAAUGAUUGAUGAAUAUGAAAAGUUAACAAGAUUGCAUAGAAAAGGUUUGGAAUAAAGUGAAUAAUUAAUUGAUGAAGAUAUUGAGAUGUUUAAUAAAUUUUUGGAGGCAAAUAACAAUAGUUCCAGAGAUGCAAUAAAAGAAGCAGAAAACGAAACAAGAUUAAAAUAAGAGAAAACAAAUGAAAUUAAAUUGUUGCAAGAACAUAGAACAGAAUUAAUGACUAAAAAUCAAUAGAAGGUUGACAAUUUAGAGGACUUAAUAAAAUACAAAAAAUUUCUAGACAAAAUAACUCCAAAAGAAUUUUAAAAGAAGAAUCAAAAAAAGUAGUAAAUUAAGAAUAGAAAUAAAAACAAUCCCUAAGAUAAUUUAAUAAGUUCAGAUCUCUAAAAAAUAUUGGAUGAUUCCGACGAUGAAUUCGAUUCUUAUUUUAAAGAUCCUUAGUAGUUGUUUGAUAUAUUCUAACAAUUAGAAGAGAGAAACCUAUUUUUGAUAGCAAACACAAAAGAAAGAGAACAAAUGGUUGAGGAAUUGAGGUCAAAGGUAGAUUUGAAGAAAAGGUAACUGGAGGAUAAGAAAUAAAAUGCCAUUUAGAACAAAUUGGACUUAGAGAGAUAGAUAAUAUCUGUGAAUGAUUAGAUUAAGAUCUUAAAGAGUAUAAAGAGUGACAAUGAGGGGUUUGAGUCUCUUCGAAAUUUAGAGAUGAUGAUUUCGAGAAUGUAUAAGAUAGAUCUCAAUCCAGAACCUAGAAAGGAUAUGUCGGGAUUGGAAAUGUUAAAAGAAACAGAAAGAAAGUUAGAACAAUAUAUCUUAGAGAUUAAGAGAUAUAGAUAGAUUGCCCCAGACUUGGUAUUAGAAAAAGAGAAAGGUUGUAUUAGAAUGAAAAAAGAUAAGAUGAAAUAAGAAAAACAAGAACAAGAUUUGAUAGAGAUGUAAAAAAAGUAGUAGGAGCAAUAAAAAGAAGUUAUUAUUUAAAAAAGAUUUGGAAGACCCAUUAUGAUUAGAUCAUGGCCACCAAAAGAAGAAAAAGAAGAGCAAGUUGUAACUGAAAUCAGUGAGGAGGAAAAGGAAAGGUUAAAGUAUUUUACAUGAUAAUUUAUAUAUAUAUAUUCUUUUAAUUUAUUGUCAGAAUGAUUUGUCCUUAAUAUUUAUUGGAUUCCAUCAAUAAUUGUAACGAAAGAGUUAUCAAGAGAGCAUAUGAAAGACUGGAGGGUAAACAAGUACAAACUAAAUUAAAUUAAGAAUCUAGUAGAGGUGUGUUAAUAAUUGAAAUAAUCUUUAAGGACACAAUUAAGCUUACAUAAUGUUUAAGAAAAAAAGACUGACAGUAAGAUUUCCAUUUAAUAUUUCACAGACGUCUGUUCGUUAGCAUUAUUACUAUUAGCGCUAUGUAGCUAUAAAUUAAAUGAUUUCAAUUUAAGUUAUUUAAUUUCUUACUUUGGAUGUUCACAAGAAACUCCAUCAUAAGAUUCACUUGAAUUUGAUUAAGUAGAAUGGCGAAAAUUAGAAUUAGAAUGGAUAUCGAUACAAUCCUUAUAAAAAAUGAAUCAGUUAUAAGAAUGCAUAGAUAAAAUAGAGACAGUUGAAAAAUUAAUAUAAAGUAGCAAGAAUAAAAAAGCAUGGGCUUAAUUAGAAAUUAUUUUAGAUUAGAAGAAAUCAUAUUUGCAAGAUUAUGUUGAUAAUAAAUAGAAAAUAUUUUAAAUGUAUACUGAUGAAGAGAAAACAAGUUUAGCAAAGAAAUUACAAUAAUUAUUACUAAAGUAGGAAUAGGAUCGGUAUUUUGAAUAAGAAGGCUACCCUGCUUAUUUAAUUAGUUCUCAAUGGAUUGCUCGUUUUAGUUUAUACACAAAAUAUUACGAAUUGACAAGGGAAAACCCAGAUUUGUUAAAAUAAUUCAUAGCAAAAAAGAAUGUAUAAUGUAAUCAUAUUAUAAAAAGAACUCAAUGGAUGAUGAAACAUUUGUAGAAAUAUUUAAAUAAUACUGUAAUCAAUAAACAUAUGAAGAAUUGGAAAGAAUAUCGAAUUCAACUCAAAAUAAUAUGGACAUUCAUAUCUGUCCAAUUUAUAACGAUGAUUUAAUUGAUAUAUAAACACAAUUUGAGAAGGACCCAUUGAAAGCAAAGAGCUAUACCAAUUAUGCUUUAAACAAAUCUAUAAGAGAAAACUAGAAUUUCAUAUUUGUAAGCAGUUAGAUAUGGAGAUUCUUAUAUGGAUUAUUUGGAGGAGUUGAAAUAAAACGAAUAGUCUUAUGUAGAAGUAGACAUGCAGUUGAAACACAUUUAUUUUAAGUUAGAUGCUAGUUAUUCCCAUAACAAUAAUAAAGGAUAAUAAAUUUAUAAUUUAAUGGAAACGAAAGAAUUGAAGACCUUGUCAAUAAAGUUAAUAGGAUAACUAAUUAAAAAGUCAGAAAUGUUUGGAAGAUUCCUAAAGAAGUCAACUAAGAGGAAUUAAUGAAAAGUUAAUAAGUUGUUGGUACAAAAAUAAGUAGAGAUAAUAUAUUAGAAGUAUUCUUAUUUAUUACAUUAGUAAGCUGAGAUAGGACCUGAGGAAGUUUUACUAUUAGAAUUAGAGUAAGAAUAGUAUAGAUUAGAGAAGAAAGAGAAUUUAUAAACAAUAACAAUUCCAAAUAAAUGCAUGAGUUGUGGUAAUCAAGAUUCUCAACUCUAUUUAUGUGAAUGCAGAAGUGUUAAAUAUUGUAAUGAAAUCUGUCAAGCUCACGAUUUAAAGAAUCAUUAAGAUGUUUGUAAAAGUAAUUCUACAUUUCUAUUUAGAAAUCAUGGAAAAGGAUUCCUUAAUCAAUCAAUUAUCUAAGAAAUAUAAAGUGAAACCUCCAGCUAAAAUAAUCAAAAAUUCAGCCAAAGGAAUCUGUGGAUUAAGUAAUUUAGGAAAUACUUGCUUUAUGAAUUCAAGUUUGUAAUGUUUGAGUAAUGUCACCGAACUUACUGAAUAUAUGAUAUACAACACUUAUCUCGAAGAUUUAAAUGAGAAGAAUCCGUUGGGAACAGGAGGUAGAUUAGCUUGCAGUUAUGCUGAAUUAUUAAAGGAACUUUAUGAAUCUACAUCAACUAGUGUGGCACCUUGGAAUGUUAAAAAGGUGAUUGGAUAACAAGCUCCUCAAUUUAAUGGUUAUAGUUAAUAGGACUCUCAGGAACUACUCUCAUAUUUAUUAGAUGGUUUGCAUGAAGACUUGAAUAGAAUUAAAAAGAAACCUUAUAUUCCAGAUGUAGAAUACAAGGGUUAGAGUGAUUAAGAAUUUGCAGAUAUAUAUUGGGAUAAUCAUAAAAAGAGAAAUGAUUCUAAAAUUACUGACCUCUUUACUGGAUAAUUUAAAUCAAGAGUAGAAUGUCCUGAGUGUAAUUUUGUAUCUAUUACAUUUGAUCCUUUUGUUACUAUUUCAUUACCCAUUCCAAGCAAAGAAUACAUUUAAUUUCAAUUUUAUUUAAUUUUCAGAGAUUCUAAUCAGAUUCCUUUAAAAAUUUAACAAACUUUGCAAUCUACACAGACAGCUGGAGAAAUUAUAGACAUCAUUUCAAAGAUAAAGAAUAUCAAGGCUGAAUAUCUAAAAUUCUAUUCUUUACAAGAUUCAGUUAUAAUUGACAAUGGAAUAUCAUCAGAAUAAACUAUCAAAUAAAUCAAAGAGGGUUAAGCUUCAACAUUUUUGUAUGAAGAAUAUGAUGAAAAAAUAGAUAAACCAAUUUCCAAAUAUGAUUCUAAUAUUAAAACCCCUUAUCAUCAAGUUCUCUGUAAUGUUAAAAAACUAGAAGAAAGUAAACUUAAUCAAUCGAAUUAUCGAAUAUCUUUUACUAGAGUUUGUUAUAUUGAUAGUCAAGCAACUUAUUAAGAUCUCCACCUUAUUAUCUACUAGAUAUUUAGAACUCAUUUGAUUCAAAUUAGUGAGAUCACUUCUAAUUUGAAUUUAAAUAAGGAAUUCGAGUAGUUCUUAAAGAAUAUCAAGAAAUUUGUUUAUAAAGAUUACUUCGAAGAAUAUUAGGAUUUAUUAAAAUUGAAAGAAAUAAUAUAUUAACUCUAAGAUGAUAAUUGUAAGCCUUUGCCCUUUACAGAUAAAUAAAUAGAAGUUAGCGGGAAGUCCAUUAACUUAAAUGCCCAAUUUAAAUUACGAGCUGAACUAUUAAAAUUGAAUAGAUGUGUUGAUGCAGAAUUUACACUCCAGGGUCCUAGUCAAAGUUUGUAGUAAACUAUAACUUUGACUGAUUGUUUGAAUUAAUUUUGUUAAGAAGAAGUCUUAGGAGCUGGAAAUGAAUGGUAUUGUUCUAAAUGUAAAAAACAUCAGAAGGCAAAGAAGCAAAUGCAAAUAUACAAGGUAUUAUGCUAUUCUUAAAUUAGGCACCAUAAAUUAUGAUAUUACACCUGAAAAGAUUUCGAUCGACAAGAGUGACUUAAUUUUAUGGAACCUACUAGGUUGGAGGAGUCACUAAGAUUGUCUAAUUUGUUGAUUUCCCACUUGAAAAUUUCAAUAUUCAACCAUUCAUUUUAGAAAAAGUAAUUAUAUACUCUAUCAUUCAGGAAUCUCAACAACCUUAUGUAUAUGAUUUAUUUGCAGUUUCAAAUCAUUAUGGAGGCAUGGGAGGAGGACAUUACACAGCAUAUGCAAAGAAUCCAAUGUAUAAUGCCUGGUUUGAUUUUAAUGAUUCUUAGGUCAAAGAAUUAAGAUCUAACCCAGUCACAGAUGCUGCUUAUGUUCUAUUUUAUAGGAGAAGGAAAGUUAAGUGA